CGCGGCCGGGCCAAUGAGAGACGGACGGCUGCGCAGUCGUUACUGCGCACCUGGCCUAUGGGGACGUAGCUGUGGCGUACAGAAGACUCGGGCUCGAACGCUUGAAAGAUGUGCAAAGAUUUUUGUUAAAAUCGUGCGAGGUGCUCGAUGAGUAUUUUGUCGAUUGCUGUGUGAUAAAGCGCGGAUCGGGGACGGCGACUGGCACGAACGAUAACGAUUUCGCCGUGGAGUCGGUCGCGCGUCGGUUAUUCCGGGGAAAAGUGUCGUGCGUACGCGCGUUACCUCUUUCGUCAAUGAGUAGUUCCGUGAUGCGCGACGUACGAUUCGCAAAAGCGUUUGAAUACCAGACCCGCAGCUGUCGUAAGCGUUUCUUUUCGCUCGCGGCGAGACGGCUCUUCGCGUAAGGAAGCCUCGAGACGUGCCACUGUCGUGUCCACGGUGUAUUUCAAAGUGCGAAAAGUGGUAACUAUUAAAGUGUGACUCUCGUGCCUCGCAGUGAUAACAUAGUUCGGCGCGCCAUUUAAAUUACGCUUUUUCGGCAAGCGCGUCGCAAGCAUUUUCGCGUGAUAAGACGUUACCUGCACUUUUGCGAACGGAGAAUUUCAAUUCCUCCGAAUUAUGUAACUGGUAACCACGCGAUAUGCCCAUGACAAACACUAUGUCUGCUAGAAUGGAAGAGGAAAUAGUAGUAGAUGAUAUAGAUGAGAAUAGUGUUGUGGAGACGCAGCAGACGGAUGAUCCAACAACAUCCGUAAUGCCUUUGCUGUAUAUUCAACAAAAUAAAUUACGUUCUAAUCAAUCAGCAAAUGCAAAUCAAACCCUCGUUUCACCGAGUACACAGCUUGCUGCUAUCAUUAAUCCAGUUAAUAAUCAGCUCAUGACUGGGCAAAACAAGGUAUUUAUACAAGGCCCCAGUCAAGUAGCCACAUCUCAGAGCAAACAACAUAUUGUAAUUCAUCGACCAAUAAAUACUGUGAGCACUGCAGCAACCCCGCAGGCUCAAAAACAUAUAUUACUUAGAAAAUCGAAUACGUCUACUGCUCAGAUAGUACCCUUGAAUACAAAUCAGGGAAGUCAAACCAAUGCGCAAGUAGGGAAGCACACGUUCGCUUACCUGGGCACCCUCAUUAAACCUAACAAGUCCCGGGAAUCUGUCGUUAUUCCUGCAGGGGCUUUAACAACGACACAAAUCACUAAGCCAAAAUUAGUAAUCGCUCCAGUAAUAUCUCAACUAGCUCAGACAUCGACGAGUACCACAAGCGGUUCUCAGAGCCAACCACCUAAGCACAUGACGAACUUACUACUGCCAGUGAACAUUCCCCAACAGAGUGGUACCGCAAAGUCUAGCAUGUUCAAUUUAAAAAUUAAUAAUGGUCAGCUUAGCACAGAAAGCAAAGGAACAAUUACAGUGUUACGCGAGUCGAAGACGACAAAUUCGGCGACGCAUCCCCCGCCGUUGCAUCCGAUAGCGAAAAUGAGUCUAUUAAAUGCAAACAAGGGUAAUUCGAAUUCCAUAGACAGUAUAAAGAUUACUGAAAAUCCGGACUCGGCUGUUAUCACGCCUAUUCCGAAAAAAGAAGACAGUCAGCCGGAAAAGCGGAAAAAGACGAUUAGCAAUAUAUUACGAGGUUCCAGCGAGAAACGGAUGAAGAAGCAGAGUAUUCCGAAAUCUCCGCAGGAUAGUUUGGCUGAUACGAAUUAUGCGUUGAGCAGUCCAGAGUCCGAACAGGACAAAGAUAAGAAGGCUCAAACUGACGACGACAUUACACUGAUAAAAGUUGUCCCUAGCGAGGACAAGAUUGCGAAACUCAAUACAAGCAUGGAUGAUGAUAUAAAAAUAGAAAUAAUCAAGACGAAUUGCAGUACAGAAACCGGGGCGGACAAUAAGAACGAAGCAAAGAGUAAUAAUUAUGACGAAACGAAAGAACACCUGAAUACGCUGAAUCAAAAUAAUACCAGCUUCGACGCGACUAAAGUCCUAGACUGGAAGGACGGUGUUGGUACCUUACCUGGAAGUAAUUUACAAUUUCGUAUGAACGAGUUUGGUAUUAUGGAGGUGGUGGACGAAGAUGAAGGUAGCAAGCAGAAUAAAGAUGGCAUUGGCGACAAAGAAAACGUGUGCUUGACACAAAUUUCAUCGAAAUCCAAUCCAGGAACUGUUAAUAAUGCUGUUAAUAAUGCUAAUGUGGAAAGGAAGACUGAGGAAAGAAAGUCUAGAUCAAUAUCCGGUGACACGAUGUAUCACUGUGAAGCUUGUGGAUGUUACGGUUUGGCUGCUGAAUUCGAGAAUCCGAUAUCAUGCAGUCCUUCCUGCACGGAAAUAAUUGAGGCCAGGAAACAGCCUGCAGGUCGAAAGGACAAGGAUCUCAAGGACGUACGCGUGAAAAAGAAGCGUAAGAGGUUAUUGCAGGAAGCGCAAUGGUCGAAAGAGAUGGAUGAGAAGUCUGACGAGAAGACGCAGGACAAGGCGAAAUCAGAAACAGACGAGGAGAAAGACACGAUCGUUGGUAUAGACGACGAGAGCCAAGGAGAUUCAUUGGAAUCGAAGUUGUCGUUCUACACGCAGUAUCCUUGGCAGAGGGGAAAAUUGGGCUUCUCGUGGCCGAAGUACCUCGAACAUUGCAAGGCGAAGGCAGCACCUGUCAAGCUAUUCAAGGAUCCCUUCCCUUACAGCAAAAAUCAUUUUCGAGUUGGAAUGAAAUUGGAGGGUAUAGACCCAGAUCAUCCCUCCCGAUACUGUGUUCUGACUAUUGUGGAAGCUGUGGGUUAUCGGAUGCGCUUGCAUUUCGACGGUUAUCCGGAAAAUUACGAUUUCUGGUUGAAUGCAGACAGCAUGAAUAUAUUUCCUGCGGGUUGGGCUGAGAAAAAUGGCAAGAAAUUAGAUCCCCCAAAGGGCUACGUGACCGGUAAUUUCAAUUGGAAUGCAUACCUGAAGAUCUGCAAAGCGACCGCGGCGGCGAAAAACAUAUUCCCGAACAAGAGCGUGCUGCAAACUGUCUUUCCGACUGGUUUUCGGGUGGGCAUGAAAUUGGAAGCGAUAGAUAGGAAGCACUCCUCGUUGCUUUGCGUCGCCAGCAUAGCGGGCUUAAUGGACUCCCGAAUACUGGUGCACUUUGAUUCUUGGGACGAAGUGUACGACUACUGGGCCGACGCGAGUUCACCGUACAUUCAUCCUGUAGGAUGGUCUCAUCACAAUGGCCGUCUCCUGGUGCCACCGAAUAAUUAUAAAGACUCCAAAUCUUUUACUUGGGACGCCUAUCUGAGAGAAACUGGAACGACAGCCGCACCGGCCCGAGCGUUCAAGCAGCGGCCACCGUGCGCGUUCAAACGUGGCAUGAAGCUGGAAGCGGUGGACAAACGAGUCCCUCAAUUGAUCCGAGUGGCAACGGUCGAGGACGUGAAGGAUCACACAUUAAAGAUCAGAUUCGAUGGUUGGCCGGAGUCGCAUGCCUACUGGGUCGACGACGAUUCAUCCGCUAUUCAUCCCGUGGGUUGGUGUGCGAAAACUGGCCACCCAUUGGAACCGCCACUGACGCCCGACAAUCUUAACGAUCGACCGGAAUGCGGCACGUACGGUUGCCGCGGUAUAGGACACAUAAAAGGACCUAAAUAUUCAACGCAUAAUUCCGCAUCCGGCUGCCCGUAUUCUCCUCAGAAUCUGCACAAAUCGGGGCAGAUGCCCGACAGACUUCUGACCAGACACGAAGCGUGCGAUUUCGAGGAGGAGAUACAGGAAAAAAUAAAACUAGAGAAGACUGACAAGAUAAAGAUGGAGAAGCCUGAGAGGUCUGAGAAACUCUCCUUAUUCUCGGACGAGAGAAUAUUAAUACUUGAGAAAGAGAUUAAGCAGGAAGACGGGGGGGAUUUGUCCGAUAAGAAUGACAAGUCUGAAAAUAGAUCGGAAAAUUCAGAGAAGUCCAACAAGUCCAAGCAUCCGCAUAGCGACGGACAAACGGACGAUGAUGAAGUUUCAAGGAAACAACGGAAGAAAAGGCGUCCAAAUUCGGACGAAACUUUGUUUCCCGUUACUAAUGUUGCGUACAGCGACAUGCAUUGGAAUCCCGUGCCAUAUGCUGCGAACAUACCAGACAAACAGUUGCGUAAAGAGUUAUAUCAGACUGUAUAUAAUCCUGGGUAUAAUCCUUUGCCAAACGCACCGCACAUAUGGGCGAAACAUAGUCCUGCCUUGAAUAGAGUAGUGGGUAGGCAAACUACAAACCCACGACGAUGGUCUAACGAAGAAGUGAUCAAGUUUGUACAGAGUAUGCCUAAUUGUCAAGAGAUUGCAAAUGUUUUUAGACAGCACAAUAUUGAUGGUGAAGCAUUUUUAAUGUUGACGCAAGAGGAUUUAAUGUCGGUAUUACGUCUACGACUUGGACCUGCGAUUAAGUUGUACAAUAGUAUAGUUUUACUACGUCAGAAGGCAUCAUGAAUUUAAGUUACGAUCCAAGCAUGUGUUAAUGACUCACGAAUCAGAAUACGGCAGCUCUUAUGACGAAAUAUAUAUCUAUUUAUUUAUAUAAGAUUAUCGGGAAAAUAUAAAUUUUUGCCAGUGAAUAUUUGAGAGAGCUAACUUUAUAAAUCAAUAUUAAUUAUGUAUAUACAUAUAUCAUGUGUAUACAUAUACAUAUAUACAUAUAUGUAAUAUGAUAAGCAAAUAUUUGUUUGUAAAACAUUAGACACUUCUGAAAUAUUCAUCCAAAUAAUUUCUUGAAAUCGAAUAUUACGAGAGUAAUAUAAUUAUUAAAAAUCGGAAAUUUAUAAUACAUGUUUUAAUUCUAUGAUUUUGUAUGCUGAUUCCGGCAGCUUCUGUAAUAUGACUUAGAAAAGUGCAGAUACUAAGUACUUACAAUCACAUGACGUAACUUUUCGUAUGGAAUGCGUGUAAUGAAUCAUGUACAAAUGUAAAUACAAUUUUAAUUAUUAA
Molecule: messenger RNA, 4927 nt
Organism: Ooceraea biroi (clonal raider ant)
Lineage: Eukaryota; Metazoa; Arthropoda; Insecta; Hymenoptera; Formicidae
Gene: l(3)mbt
Product: lethal (3) malignant brain tumor
Biological process (GO): negative regulation of DNA-templated transcription
Cellular component (GO): nucleus
Molecular function (GO): histone binding; zinc ion binding; chromatin binding
Source: RefSeq, a predicted model, not a curated record